AUGCCUUCAUUGCAAAAGGAAGCCAAUACAGUGCAACACUCUGGUGCCUUUGACCCUAAUUGGAAAGAUGGUAUCUUGAAAAUGUAUCAAUCAAAGCUCCCAGACGAUUACACCAAGGAUGACCUUUCAGAGGAUCUCAAGAACGAAGGGGUAUUAAGAGUGUUGACAAGAAUGCGCUUUAGUCUUAGUAAAAGAAACGCAUUUGUUUUAUUUUUUGAGUACUUGAUGUAUUUAGAAAUGACGUACAAUGACAUGAUGGACUACCUGAAGAAGUGGUUUUAUGGCAUAGCGAAAGACAAUAUUUUGCCUGAUGAGUACAAGUUACAGUGGUGGGAAGAAUGCAAAGCGGAACUUCUGCGUGACCUGCAAUGCAUCCAUGAGGAGUGUGAAAAUUCCUUCAGCAACUUUCUUGAUAAAAGCAAAGGGAAAAAUGUAUGGCUAAAUUCAUUCGACCAUCUGUUAAUUCGCUUGAACAAAGAAGCGCAUGAUAGUAUUUCCCAAAACAGGAACCAGGGUGUGAGUAUUUUAACCGAGAGAAUGGACAGGUACAAUGGAGGCGCAACAGGGAAGCCUAGUACUCAAGGAAAAGAAAAGACAGACGUAGGAACAAACAAGGGAACAAAAGAGCAGAAAAAGGAAAAGGAAAAGAAAGAAAAAGAAAAAGCAACAGAACAAGACAAGGAAAAGAAAGGCAAAAAAUGA
This is a messenger RNA of Plasmodium fragile, 702 nucleotides long. RefSeq lists its product as uncharacterized. Bases 1 to 702 code for a protein of 233 amino acids. NCBI's taxonomy places the organism in Eukaryota, Apicomplexa, Aconoidasida, Haemosporida, Plasmodiidae. The transcript has a single exon. The record is from RefSeq and is a predicted model, not a curated record.